Molecule: messenger RNA, 1107 nt
Organism: Sparassis crispa
Lineage: Eukaryota; Fungi; Basidiomycota; Agaricomycetes; Polyporales; Sparassidaceae
Product: t-SNARE affecting a late Golgi compartment protein
Exons: 7
Coding region: 1-1107 (368 amino acids)
Biological process (GO): intracellular protein transport; vesicle fusion; vesicle-mediated transport
Cellular component (GO): membrane; endomembrane system; SNARE complex
Molecular function (GO): SNAP receptor activity; SNARE binding
Source: RefSeq, a predicted model, not a curated record
AUGUCUUCAGGCUCCUCAUCGAAUCCGACGACGCGCUCACGGACUCUGCUCUUCAUCUCCUACCGCGACUCUCGCGCUGGCUCCUCCCGCUUCCGCCGCUCACGCGUCGUCACACACUACACAGACGCUUCCCUCGAUUCUGACGAGCAGGAGGGUCUCAUCAAUCAUGAGCCCGGUCACAUAGCCAUUGACGCGGACCUGCCGCCCAGGUGGGUCGAUAUCGCCGACCAGGUGGAGGAGAUUCUCGCAGGCACCCAGGCUAAAAUCGCUGCUCUGGACAAGCUGCAUGCAAAGCAUGUCCUCCCCGGCUUUUCGGACCGAAGCGCAGAGGAGAGGGAGAUAGAGGCCAUGACGACUGACAUAACACGAGACUUCCGCCAGUGUCACGCUCUCAUUCAGCGAAUCGGUCCCAACGCGGCACACUCUUUUCCCCCUUCCCGCCACGAGGACCGCGCCUCGAAGAACGUGCAGCGCGGUCUCGCUGCCAAGGUGCAGGAGCUGAGUGCCACCUUCCGGAAGAAGCAGCGCGUGUACUUGGAGAAACUGCAAGGGCACGCUAUCAAGAACCAGGAUCUGCUGCUCGCAUCGGGCACCAUCUCCCUAAAAGGGUCAGAAGGCCUGCACGCUGUGGACGAAGAUGUGGAGGCGGCCACUGCGUCGCGAAGCAACGCCAUCGCGCAGGAAGUGAUGACGACUGACCUCGAUCUGCGCACGCGCGACCGCGAGCUGACCGAGAUCGCCAAGUCGAUAUCGCAGUUGGCGGAACUGUUCAAGGACCUGUCGGUGCUGGUCAUCGACCAGGGCACACUGCUGGACAGCGUUGAAUACAACAUUGAACAGACGGCGGCGCAGAUGGAGGAGGCUGUAAAGGAAUUAACCGUGGCGACGAAGUACCAGAAGAACACUGGGAGGAGAAGCUGCAUAUUCCUCCUCCUGCUGAUCAUCUUCGGGCUGAUCGUCGUGCUCAUAUUCAAGCCACGGCGGCAUGUGAUGCCAUCACCAUCACCUCCUGACCUCCCAGGUGGGGAGCCUUUCAUGGAGAUACCAAAUAGCGCGUCGGUGCUAGAGACCACGGCGGGGACGUUGCCACGAUGGCCAUUUAGAUGA